Messenger RNA from Parastagonospora nodorum SN15, 771 nucleotides. RefSeq lists its product as hypothetical. Gene Ontology annotation, biological process: dTMP biosynthetic process. The record is from RefSeq and is a predicted model, not a curated record. Gene Ontology annotation, cellular component: cytosol; mitochondrion. The coding region runs from base 1 to 771 and encodes 256 amino acids. Lineage: Eukaryota; Fungi; Ascomycota; Dothideomycetes; Pleosporales; Phaeosphaeriaceae. Gene Ontology annotation, molecular function: thymidylate synthase activity. The transcript has a single exon.
AUGGCUACCCCAGCUCUCGAGCCCGUAAUAUCCCCUUCAGACUCCUCCCAGCCAACCAAAGACACAACAAACGGCACCUCAAAAUCCUCUACAUCCACACCCGCAAACCCCUCACAUGAAGAAUACCAAUACCUCAACCAUGAUAUCCGACAUCCUUCGCAAAUGGCGAGCACCGCCCCGACCGCACCGGCACUGGGAACCUACGCCCUCCCCUUCCCCCCACAACUAAAAUUCACACUCUCCCGCCCCUCCACUGACCCCUCCUCACCACCCGACCUCAUCCUCCCUCUCCUUACCACAAAGCGCGUUUUCACGCGCGCCGUAAUCGCCGAACUCCUCUGGUUCAUCGCCGGCUCCACACACUCGCAACCGCUCAGCGACGCAGGCAUCAAGAUCUGGGACGGCAACGGGUCGCGCGCAUAUCUCGACAGCGUAGGCCUCAAUCACUACGAAGAAGGCGAACUAGGGCCCGUGUAUGGGUUUCAAUGGCGUCAUUUCGGCGCGGAGUAUAAAGGACAUGCGCACGAUUACACAGGCGAGGGCGUGGACCAACUCGCCGACGUCAUCGACAAGAUCAAGAACAAGCCGUAUGAUCGCCGCAUCAUUCUGAGCGCGUGGAAUCCCGCAGAUUUGAAGAAGAUGGCGCUCCCGCCGUGCCAUAUGUUUGCGCAGUUUUACGUGUCGUUUCCGAAUGGCAAGGAGCGGAGGGGUGUCCUGCAUAGUCUGCUGUAUCAGCGCAGUUGCGAUAUGGGUCUCGGUGUGCCGUUUUAA